ACAAUGGAUGGAUUGAUGGACGUUACUUUAAUGUGAAUAUUUUCAUGAGAAAUUUACAUUUGCCAUCGUGACUGAGUCAUUGCUCAUGCAGGUCUGCCAUGUCUUACCAAAACCUGCCGCAGGUACCGCCCACUAAUUAGCAUAUACAGUACAGGUAUAUUAGAAGCAGCUGUGGCCUUCUGUCUCUAGUUGAAAGAAGAACCGUAUUUCCCCUAUUAGGAUUUCUCAUCAUUCUGGAAUAACAAUGGUGGAUUACGAGGUGACCGUCUACACUGGCGACCGACUUAACUCCACCACCUUGAACCCUGUGCACAUUAAGCUGGUGGGCACAGAUGGCGAGAGUGAGCGCAUGUGGCUGAGGUCUUUGGUCAUCUUCAGCGGAUCAGUGUCUACUUAUUCUGUUUCCUGCCCAAACUCCCUUGGACAGCUGGUUCUGAUAGAACUAGACAAACGACAAUUCUUCCUUUUGCCCAAUGAUGCUUGGUUCCCUGACAAAGUGGAAAUCAAAUCACCCGAGAGAGACAUCUACACCUUUCCCAUCUAUUGCUGGAUCAAUGACAGUGAGACUCACCGCUUCAGAGAAGGAAAAGCUCUGAGGAUCUUCGAUGAAAGCAACUCUCUUGGUCAGCAUGCGAGGAAGCAGGAGCUGAGACAGCGAAGUGUAGACUAUGGCUGGAAUUUUUAUUACUCGGGCUUGCCUUACACCAUUAAGGCAGAUGGUCCUACUAGCCUGCCGAAUGAGCUCCAGUUCUCCUUUACCAAGACGACAGAGUUUGCAUUCACAACUGUCACAGGGUUGGCUGAGCUUCAGCUUAAGGGGCUGGAUGACAACCGGGAAAAUUGGGAAAGUCUUGACAAUAUCAACGAAAUGUUGCGUUUCAAACGAACCGUCGUUUCAGAUUACGUGCAGGAACACUGGAAAGAGGAUGAGUUCUUUGCAUACCAGUUUCUAAAUGGCGUCCAUCCCACCUUGAUUCAACGUUGCAAGACUCUACCCAAGAACUUCCCUGUGACUGAUGACAUGGUCUUCAUCUCUGAUGGCUCAAACUUGUCUCAGGAGUUGAAGGAAGGCAACAUAUACCUGUGUGACUACAAGAACCUGGACGGAUUUCCUGCAAACACUAUCGAAGGGAUUCAGCAGUACUUGAUGGCACCCCUCGUCUUGCUUCACAAAAGACCUGACGACAAGCUGAUGCCUAUUGCCAUCCAGCUGAAGCAGACUCCAGCUGAGGACAACCCAAUCUUUCUCCCAACUGACUCUACGUACGACUGGCUGAUAGCUAAGAUUUUUGUGAGAAGUGCCGAUUUCUCAGAGCACCAAAUCAACACGCACUUGCUGCGCACUCACCUACUGGCAGAGGUCUUUGUGGUGUCACUGCUGCGCAACGUGCCCAUGGUGCAUCCCCUGUACAAGCUCCUCAUACCCCACACUCGCUACACUCUGCAUAUAAAUGAAUUAGGUCGAAUACGGCUAAUGGGACCCAUCGGAGUCUUCACCAAGUUUGCAGGUUCUGGUGGAGAGACUUUGAUGAAGAUCAUGGUAAGCUCGCUGUCCUCGAUAACCUACAGGUCCCUUUGCCUCCCCGACGACAUUGCUGAUCGUGACAUGCAGGACUUGCCAAACUUCCACUACAGGGAUGACGGACUCCAACUGUGGAACAUCAUCUUCAAAUAUGUGCAGGGAGUGAUACAAUACUACUACAAAAGCGAUGACGAGAUCCAGCUAGACUCGGAACUGCAGACUUGGAUCUGGGACAUAUUUAAAUAUGGCUUUCUUUCCCAGCCACAAACAGGAAUCCCUCAGGGCUUCACUACUGUGUCUGAGCUGAUCAAGUUCGCCACCAUGCUGGUGUUCACUAGCUCAUGCCAGCAUGCGGCUGUAAACAGCGGACAGUACGACUAUGGUGGCUGGAUGCCCAACACUCCCGCGACCCUGCAACGUCCUCCCCCCACCGCAAAGGGGACAACAAGUGAGGCCACCAUGCUGCAGACAUUGCCCCCUAUCAAUGUGACUGUUCAGGGAAUGGCCACAACCUGGCUGCUCAGCAGGGAGACCUCAGACUUUGUCCCCCUCGGACACUAUCCAGAGGACCAUUUCAGCGAGGAGAUCCCGCGCCAGCUGCAAAAGGAGUUUAAAGUUGAGCUUGACAGGUUGUCGAUCACAAUCAACAACAGAAACAAAGAUCUGGAAAUUCCUUACACUUACCUGGAUCCAAAGAAAGUCGAGAACAGUGUGGCCAUCUAAAGCUCCGAAAGUCUCAAUAAAAAGAGAGGAUCCAAUGAA
Messenger RNA from Phyllopteryx taeniolatus (common seadragon), 2284 nucleotides. RefSeq names its product arachidonate 12-lipoxygenase, 12R-type-like. The record is from RefSeq and is a predicted model, not a curated record. Gene Ontology annotation, molecular function: protein binding; oxidoreductase activity, acting on single donors with incorporation of molecular oxygen, incorporation of two atoms of oxygen; iron ion binding. Gene Ontology annotation, biological process: linoleic acid metabolic process; lipid oxidation. The transcript is spliced from 14 exons. NCBI's taxonomy places the organism in Eukaryota, Metazoa, Chordata, Actinopteri, Syngnathiformes, Syngnathidae. The coding region runs from base 245 to 2245 and encodes 666 amino acids.